AUGUCAUUCUCUCAUAGACAGUGCCGCAGUAACAUCAUCAGCCGUUCCAAAUUCCUGGACACGGUGGAUGGUGGUCGGUAUGCCUCUAUUCAGAAACACAAGAAGCCAGAUCUCCGGGGGACGGCGAGGUUGUCUGGUCAAGAGGAGGACAACUUGAAUUCUCAUAUGACAGGUGCAGAUAAUUCCUCCAGUGUCCUCACAGGGUUCGAGGAUUGCAACUAUUUGGGGGCCGAAAACGAAGUGCUUAAUCAUGAGGAGGACCUCGGUUACAAUGCUGGUAAGGCCGCAUCAUCAAAAGCGACAACAUCAACACCGAGGCAGACUACGAAAAUAAUAGCAGAAUCAGCAUCAGAUUCAAAGGCGAAAUCGGCCACCCGGCUUUCUAGUGUUACACCAACUCUCAAAUUGGUUGAUGCGGAUGCUUUACAGACUAUAUUACUUCUACAGUCGCCCAAAGAACUUCAUGAAAGAGUGCGCAGUCAGGACCCUAUUGGAAAUCGGGACUGGACAUUGUCCGAUGCACGCCUUGUGUUCAACACCUGGCGGCGUGAGAUGAAGAAGGUAGGCAUGCUUUUUUUCAACAAAUCGAUUUAA
Messenger RNA from Protopolystoma xenopodis, 594 nucleotides. NCBI's taxonomy places the organism in Eukaryota, Metazoa, Platyhelminthes, Monogenea, Polystomatidea, Polystomatidae. The record is from the annotation of a GenBank genome assembly.